Chrysochloris asiatica (Cape golden mole) is the source of this 900-nucleotide messenger RNA. It is a transcript of the gene LY6G6F, whose product is annotated as lymphocyte antigen 6 complex, locus G6F. The transcript is spliced from 6 exons. The record is from RefSeq and is a predicted model, not a curated record. Bases 1 to 900 code for a protein of 299 amino acids. Lineage: Eukaryota; Metazoa; Chordata; Mammalia; Afrosoricida; Chrysochloridae.
AUGGCGGUCUUAUUUUUCCUCCUUCUGUUCCUAUGCCCAUCACCCCAGGCUGCUGCAGAGACUAUCCAGGCCAUAUAUGUGCCCUUGGGGGAGGCGAUGGAGCUACCAUGCCCCUUACCACUCAGCCUGUAUGGGGAUGAACUCCUGUCCUGGUUCCGUAGCUCUGCAGCAGGCUCCUCUACUGUCCUGGUGACCCAAACUCAAGUGGCUAGACCAGUCCUAGAUGCUGGGAAGCUUGGAAGGGAAUCAAGGCCAAAACUGCUGGGGAACUACUCUCUGUGGCUGGAGGGGACCAAGGAGAGGGAUGCUGGGCGGUACUGGUGUGCUGUGCUGGGUCAGCAUUACACAUACCAGAACUGGAGGGUGUACGACAUCUCUGUGCUCAGAGGCUCUCAGUUAUCUGCGAGGUCUGCAGAUGGAUCCCUCUGCUCUGUCCUCCUGUGCUCUGCAAUCCCCCCAAGAAGCCUGGACUCUGUCUCUUGGCUGGAGGGGAAGGGGCCUGUGAAGGGCCGGGUACAGUCCUUUUGGGGUGAGGGGGCUGCUCUGCUCUUAGUGUGCCCUGGGGAGGGGCUUCCUGAGCCCAGGGGCCGCAGACCAAGAAUCAUCCGCUGCCUUGUACCUCAGAACAAAGGGAUCAGUUUCAGCCUGGCAGCCUCCGUGGAUGCCUCUCCCGCUUUCUGUGCUCCCUCCACAGACUGGGAUGUGCCCUGGAUCCUUAUGCUGCUACUUGUGACAGGUCAGGGAGUCAUCAUCCUGGCCCUCAGCAUCCUGCUCUGGAGGUGCAGGGUCCAGGGGGCUCUGUACAGAGAUCCCUCGAUUCCUCAGUUCAAACCGGAAAUCCAGGUCUACGAGAACAUCCAUUUGGCCCAUCUCGGGCCACCUGCCCCCAAGACCAGGUGA